Messenger RNA from Diceros bicornis minor, 3747 nucleotides. RefSeq names its product tigger transposable element-derived protein 1-like. The transcript is spliced from 3 exons. Bases 2276 to 3493 code for a protein of 405 amino acids. Gene Ontology annotation, molecular function: DNA binding. The record is from RefSeq and is a predicted model, not a curated record. NCBI's taxonomy places the organism in Eukaryota, Metazoa, Chordata, Mammalia, Perissodactyla, Rhinocerotidae. Gene Ontology annotation, cellular component: nucleus.
AUCUUUUUUUUUUUUUAAUUUUCAAUGCUGUAUAGCUUAGAGCAAUCAAGGUCUACUCAUCAUUGCACAGACAUGCUAUAACUAUGGCAAUUUUUAAACCUUUCUUAAAAGAAUGGCCAUAUGUGGCUUUGUGUUUACAGGCAUACCUUGUUUUAUGGCACUUUGCUUUAUUGCUCUUUGCAGAUAUUACAUUUUUUACAAGACUUUCCACCAGGAAAAAGAUUAUGACUAGCUGAAGACUCAGAUAAUGGUUAGCCGUUUUUAGCGAUAAAGUAUUUUGGAUUAAGAUGUGUAUAUUGUUGUUUUAGACAUAAUGCUAUUGCACAGUAAUAGACUAUAGUAUAGUGUAAACAUAAUUUUUAUAUGCACUGGGAAACCAAAAAAUUUGUGUGACUUGCUUUAUUGCGACAUUUGCUUUGUUGCGGUGGUCUGGAGCCAAACUUGCAGUAUCUCCGAGGUAUGCCUGUACGUCCCUUGCUAGAGAGGAGUUGUUUUUUCAGUCUUUGGAACACCCUCAUAUAGUUCAGUAUAAAAUCUUGAUAGGUGUUCAUACAGACACCCUCCUUUGAGGGUGGUUCUUAACUAGGGCACCUCAUCAGAAUCUCCAUGGGAGUCUUGACAGACUGUACAUGUCUAAGUCUUACCUUCCUAGAGAGUCUGAUUCAGUAACUUUACUGAGAGACUCAAGCUCCCUGGGUUAAUUUGAUAAGGAUUUUGGGUUGAGGACCAUUGGUGUCAGGGAAUUUGCCUCAUAUUCUUUCUUGCUAAUCACUUAACUUUGAAUGUGAUUAAACUUUGAAUAAAUUUUACAAGUUUAUUGCCCAAGAAGUUAGUGGGAAAAUGCCCUGAAGGAGAGAGAGAAUGGUAGUAAAUUCAGGCUUGAAAGUAGAUGUAUGUGUACUACUGUGGUGUUCUGGUGGGCCCCCCUACACUGUGGGCCAGUCAAGCCUCUGCAAAGGUUACUACUCAGGAGUACAUAGGACCUGUAACAGUUUCAUGUGCUAAAUUGAACUGUUCGUCUUUAGACUUCCACGUUAUACUGUUUCAGACAGUUCCGGCUACAAUAGCUAGCAGAGGCUUUUAUACCACAAGAGGACAUGUGAGCCCUAAAUUAUCAACCAUAGUACUUCAAACCUCAUCACACUAAUACUCCUACAGCAUGGAAGCUACGAGAAGAGUGUCUCAGAAAGGAGAAGAGUGUCUCAGAAAGGAGAAGAGUGUCUCAGAAAGGAGGAGAGUGGUCAGCUGGGUUGAAUCCCGCCAAGACAUUGGAUUUGGCAACUGGGAGGCACUGGUGACCUUGGGAAGGGAAGUUUCAGUGGAGCAGUGAUGGAGCCUUGGAGGGGUUGAGGAGAAGAGAUGAUAAAUAGCCAAGGAUUUAAAUCCUGGCUAGUCGGAGCUGAAAAACUAGAAGCAUUGAAAACUGACUACUUAAAGCAGACAAAAACAGUAUCUUCAGGGCAUCAGGUCAUAAAACCAGAAAUUAAAGGUAGAGAAGAAGACUUUUUUGGCUGAAAACUCUGAAAGAUCAGUCUUCUGAAGCUAAGACUUUAUAUUUUAACAUUUCCUGGAGGGUGUAUUUGUAUGAAGGGGGGUAGGUAAACACCUAACAAUGAAAAAGAAACCCUCCUGAUUUGAUAUUACAUGUUCCCCAUCUGCCAUCUCCUCCCUUCCUGUGCCUGUGACCCUCCCCAAACCGCCCUGUUGCUUGUAGGCCCCCUGAGCUGAGAGGCAGCCCUCACUACUCCAUCAGCACCUCCCAGGGCUGCCUUUACGUCCUGGAGAACUUUGCAGAGUGCUUGACCAAUUCACAGAAACCUGUAUCUGUAUAUGCAGAGGCUUCCUGAUACGUACGAUACAUACACACACCUCGUUUUAUUGCAGUUCCCUUGAUUGCCCUUUGCAGAUAUUGCAUUUUUUACACAUCGAAGGUUUGUGGCAACCCUGUGUUCAGCAAUCUGUCGGCGCCAUUUUUCCAACAGCAUUUGCUCACUUCGUGUCUCUCACAUUUUGGUAAUUCUCUCAAUAUUACAAACUUUUUCGUUUUUAUUAUAUUUGUUAUGGUGCUUGUAAUCAGUGAUCUUUGAUGUUAUUAUUGUAGUUGUUUUUGGGCACCACGAGCCACGCCCAUAUAGGACUGCGAACUUAGUUGGUAAAUGUGUAUGUUCUGACUGCUGCACUGACUGGCCGUUCCGUCAUCUCUCUCCCUCUCCUUGGGCCUCCCUGUUUCUUGAGAUACAACAAUAUUGAAAUUAGGCCAAUUAGUAACACUGCAAUGGCCCGUAAGUGUUCAAGUGAAAGGAAGAGUCGCACAUCUCUCACUUUAAACCAAAAGCUGGAAAUGAUCAAGCUUAGUGAGGAAGGCAUGUCGAAAGCUGAGAUAGGCAGAAGGCUAGGCCUCUUGCGCCAAACAGUUAGCCAAGUUGUGAAUGCAAAGGAAAAGUUCUUGAAGGAAAUUAAAAGUGCUACUCCAGUGAACACACGAAUGAUAAGAAAGCGAAACAGCCUUAUUGCUGAUAUGGAGAAAGUUUUAGUGGUCUGGAUAGAAGAUCAAACCAACCACAACAUUCCCUUAAGCCAAAGCCUAAUCCAGAGCAAGGCCCUAACUCUCUUCAAUUCGAUGAAGGCUGAGAGAGGUGAGGAAGUGGCAGAACAAAAGUUUGAGGCUAGCAGAGGUUGGUUUAUGAGGUUUAAGGAAAGAAGCCGUCUCCGUAACGUAAAAGUGCGGGGUGAAGCAGCAAGUGCUGAUGCAGAAGCUGCAGCAAGUUACCCUACAGGUGUGACUGAAUUGCUGCAAUCUCAUGAUAAAACUUUAACAGAUAAGGACUUGCUUCUUAUGGAUGAGCAAAAAAAGUGGCUUCUUGAGAUGGAAUCUACUCCCGGUGAAGACACUGUGAAGAUUGUUGAAAUGACAACAAAGGAUUUAGAAUAUUACAUAAACUUAGUUGAUAAAGCAGCAGCAGGGUUUGAGAGGAUUGAUUCCAAUUUUGAAAGAAGCUCUACUGUGGGUAAGAUGCUAUCAAAUAGCAUUGCAUGCUACAGGGAAAUCGUUUGUGAGAGGAAGCGUCAGUCGACGCGGCGGCAAACUUCAUUGUUAUCUUAUUUUAAGAAAUUGCAACAGCCACCCCAACUUUCAACAACCACCACCCUGAUCAGUCAGCAGCCAUCAACAUCGAGACAAGACCCUCCACCAGCAAAAAGAUUACGACUCACUGAAGGCUCAGAUGAUGAAACAGCAGUUGUGCCACCAUUCCAAAAUGGAAUGCCACCUUCUAGUCCAGAUACAACUCUACUGUCUGUGACGUCCUCUACUUUCUCCAUGAAACACCAUCCUGGUCACCUUAUUGCAACUGAGGACUCACCUGCAUCACUAAGCCCAACCUCUCCACCCCACCCUUCACCAUCAGCACCAUCUACAGUCUGGGGAACCUUCAAUCGAUGGAGAAACCAAAUACUGAGGGAAGCUGAGGAAGCAGUAGAAACCUCCACUUGAAUCUCCACAAGAAUCAACAGGGAUCCUGAAGACCACCCCCUAUUAGACGCGGGCUUGGAAGGUGAAGAUUGGGCUGAACUGCUAACUGACUCUGGGUAUGUUAUACCUCUGUGUAUAGACCAGUACAACCAGGUAUUGGCUUUCAUAGUCUUCCCUUACCUUAUCUUUGUGAAUUAGGAUCAACACUAGAUACAUUUUAAGGGCUCACUGAAAACAGCCCAAAUCCUGAUCUAUUAAGCGUUUUAGCGUACUAU